GGCCGAGGCCGGGCCGUGCCGGCUGAGCGCGCGGCGGGCCCGCCAUGGGGUCCCUGUUCCGGAGCGAGCCCAUGUGCCUGGCGCAGCUCUUCCUGCAGUCGGGCACGGCCUACGAGUGCCUCAGCGCGCUGGGCGAGAAGGGCCUGGUCCAGUUCCGAGACCUCAACCAGAAUGUAAGUUCUUUUCAAAGAAAAUUUGUUGGUGAGGUGAAGAGGUGUGAAGAGCUGGAGCGAAUAUUGGUGUACCUGGUGCAGGAAAUCAGCAGAGCGGAUAUCGCCCUUCCCGAGGGAGAGGCCAGUCCUCCCGCGCCGCCCCUGAAGCAGGUUCUGGAGAUGGAGGAGCAGCUGCAGAAGCUCGAGGUGGAGCUGCGGGAAGUGACGAGGAACAAGGAGAAGCUGAGGAAGAACCUGCUGGAGCUGAUCGAGUACACGCACAUGCUGCGGGUCACCAAGGCCUUCGUCAGGCGCAACGUGGAGUUUGAACCCACUUACGAGGAAUUCCCUUCCUUGGAGAGCGAUUCUUUGCUGGACUACAACAUGCAGAGGCUGGGAGCCAAACUAGGGUUUGUGUCUGGCCUGAUUAACCAAGGAAAAGUGGAAGCAUUUGAGAAAAUGCUGUGGCGGGUCUGCAAAGGGUACACCAUUCUGACCUACGCAGAGCUGGACGAGCCCCUCGAAGACCCCGAAACGGGAGAAGUGGUGAAGUGGGGUGUGUUCCUGGUGUCCUUCUGGGGAGAGCAGAUCGGCCAGAAGGUCAAGAAGAUCUGCGAUUGUCACCACUGCCACGUCUACCCGUACCCUGGCACCGCGGAGGAGCGCAGAGAGAUCCAGGAGGGGCUGAACACGCGGAUCCAGGAUCUGUACACUGUGCUGCACAAAACCGAGGAUUACUUGAGGCAGGUGCUGUGCAAGGCCGCCGAGUCCGUGUACGGCCGCGUGAUCCAGGUGAAGAAGAUGAAAGCCAUCUACCACAUGCUCAACAUGUGCAGCCUGGACGUGACCAACAAGUGCCUCAUCGCCGAGGUCUGGUGCCCCGAGGCCCACCUGCACGCCCUGCGCCAGGCACUGGAGGAGGGCUCGAGAGAGAGUGGUGCCACGCUCCCUUCGUUCAUGAACACAAUCCCAACCAAAGAGACACCCCCGACUCUGAUCCGCACCAACAAGUUCACCGAGGGUUUCCAGAACAUCGUGGACGCCUACGGGGUGGGCAGCUACAGAGAAGUGAACCCAGCUCUCUUCUCCAUCAUCACCUUCCCCUUCCUGUUUGCUGUGAUGUUCGGGGACUUUGGGCACGGCUUUGUGAUGUUCCUGUUUGCCCUCUUGUUGGUGUUGAAUGAAAACCAUCCCAGGCUGAACCAGUCCCAGGAGAUCAUGAGGAUGUUCUUCAACGGCCGCUACAUCCUGCUGCUGAUGGGCUUGUUCUCCGUGUACACGGGCCUCGUCUACAACGACUGCUUCUCCAAGUCGGUGAACCUGUUCGGCUCUGGGUGGAACGUGUCCGCCAUGUACAGCGCCAGCCACUCUCCGGCAGAGCAGAGGAGCCUGGUGCUGUGGAACGACAGCAUCGUGAGGCACACGAGGGUUCUGCAGUUGGAUCCCAGUGUUCCUGGAGUGUUCCGAGGCCCCUACCCGUUUGGAAUCGAUCCCAUUUGGAACUUGGCCACAAACCGCCUCACUUUCCUAAAUUCCUUCAAAAUGAAAAUGUCUGUGAUUUUAGGAAUUAUUCACAUGACUUUUGGCGUCAUUCUGGGAAUAUUUAACCACUUGCACUUCAGGAAGAAGUUCAACGUCUACCUGGUCUCCAUCCCGGAGCUCCUGUUCAUGCUGUGCAUCUUCGGGUACCUGAUCUUCAUGAUCAUCUACAAGUGGCUCGUGUACUCGGCGGACACCUCCCGGGCGGCGCCCAGCAUUCUGAUCGAGUUCAUCAACAUGUUCCUGUUCCCAGCCAGCACGACGAGUGGGCUCUACCCGGGCCAGGAGCACGUCCAGAGAGUGUUGCUGGUGGUCGUCGCUCUGUCUGUCCCCGUCCUCUUCCUGGGAAAGCCCCUGUUUCUGUUGUGGCUACACAAUGGGCGCAGCUGCUUUGGCGUGAGCCGGAGUGGCUACACCCUCGUCAGGAAGGACAGCGAGGAGGAGGUGUCGCUGCUGGGGAACCAGGACAUAGAGGGCGGCGGCGACCCCAUGGAAGACGGCUGCAGGGAGCUGCCAUGCAAAGAGUUUAACUUUGGGGAGAUCCUGAUGACCCAGGUGAUCCACUCCAUCGAGUACUGCCUCGGCUGCAUCUCCAACACGGCCUCCUACCUGCGGCUCUGGGCCCUGAGCCUGGCUCACGCACAGCUGUCCGACGUGCUAUGGGCCAUGCUCAUGCGCGUGGGCCUCCGCGUGGACACCACCUACGGCGUGCUGCUGCUGCUCCCGGUCAUCGCGCUCUUCGCCGUGCUCACCGUCUUCAUCCUCCUGGUCAUGGAGGGGCUGUCGGCGUUUCUGCACGCCAUCCGCCUGCACUGGGUAGAAUUUCAGAACAAAUUCUACACUGGCGCAGGCACCAAGUUUGUUCCUUUCUCAUUCAGUCUGCUCUCAUCGAAGUUUGGUGGUGAGGACGACGUGGCGUGACCACACUGCUGUGACCCACGGGCGUUCGGAGCUACGGGAAUUAUGUUACAGAAUUCCAUUUAUGUCAGAUUUAUGAUACAAAAAAAUCUGUCUCAUUGAUUGCCUUAUGACACAGCCAAAUAACCCUGUAAGAUAUACCUCUUCCUCGUAUGUUAAAUAUUUUGUAAAGUUUUCCAAUCUCAGAUAGCUAAUUUGUUUUCUUUUUGGUUUUUAUUAUGAGCAGAUACAAGUUAAUGCCAAAUGUUAUGUUUAAGUUAAUUCUUAAAAUGUCACAUUUGGGGAGGAAAGCCAAUUUUGAAUGACUAAUUGAAAAUGGUUUAAAUCUUUCAUUCCUUUUAGACCUUAUUUUUUUAAAAAAAGUUAUUCUGUCACCUGAUGUUGCCAGAUAGUAUUUUCCAAAAGCUGAAGUUAACUAUAAUUUUUUGAAAAAAUUUAAUGGUAGAUAAUCAGAAAGAUUCACGUUUAUUCUGUUUGGUUGAAAACCCGUGAACUUUUUUCUCAUAUGCUGUGCAGAAGCGCCGGUAGAGGGUCGUUUCUACGGUUUUGUCCUGUUUUAAUAAUUGGAGAAAACGGGAUAAAGGGAAUGUAAGUGGUUUUCCCACGCAGGUAUUUUUGUAGGAAAUCCUUUUCCUGUUCUCCUCACACAGACCAGUUCUGAUCAUUGUUUGCUUGGGAAGAUAAAGUACAGCCUGAGCCGUAGCUCCGCGUGACUGCCGCAGGCAGGCGGAACCUCGGCGCGGCGCCCGGAGGGUCCCCCGGAGUGUCCCCAGGAGUGAAGGGCAACGCAGAGUAGGGUUUUGUAUAUUUUUGUAACAGAAUAUAAAUGAAGAUAUUUUACCAGGAGAGACUGUACCUAUCCUUGAGAACAGCAUACUUUUUUACCUUCAGACUAGAAAUUAGUAACCGAGGUCUCAUGAGUGAGAGUUGAAGGCCAGACCGCGCUCCGGGGAGCGAUGACGCCGGCGCCGCCUUGACCUUGGCCUUGGGUUUGGCGGGAGUCUGGGCCGCUCCCAUUAACAUUCUGCUGCAGUCUGCAUUCUAACAAUGUUCAUGUUUCUUUUUAGAAUUCACUUUAGAUAAUCAGCACUUUCACGUUCUUACGAUGCCAAGUGACACCCUCCCUCCAGGGCCUUUGUCACCACGCUCCUGGGCCGUGGCGUGGUGCAGAGCUGGGGGCCUGGCUUACCAGCCAGGACUGGCAGUGCUGGACCCUGGGCCCCGGUGCCGAGAGGCAGGCGCGCAGCGCCGGGCAGCACAGCUGGGACCGCAGAGCUCGGUCACAGCAGAGGCGCUGCUCGCGGUGCGGCAGAGCCGGCCGGCUGGGUGGCGUUGCCUGUCCUGCCAGGUCCUCGGGCCGAGGGUGCUGCUGGAGCUGCAGAGCGCGCUGCUCUCCGGCAGGGCCCCCAGGCGAGAAGGUGGGCACAGCGGAUGCCCCCCCACGUCUACCCCAGCCUAAGGGGACAGCCAGGGACACGUGCCACCUGCGGGGUGUGGGACUGCAGCAUCGUGGGGGCCGCCUUGGUUUCUGAUGAACUCCUAGGAGAGAAGAGUCCCUCCGCGGUGGUUAUGUAGCCUGCGACUCCGGAAUUCUAACUGCUGUGAAAGAACUCUGCAAAUGACUUGUGUCUUCUGGGGGAAAUUUGGUGUUUUGGUCACUGGCUGCAGUGACGUGGCCAGAGUGCUGACUUUUGUUUUGAAGCUACUGCUUAGAGCCUCGCACAUUGCAUUUUUUAAAGUAUUUAUCUGAGAGGCAGAGACACAGUGACAGCUCCUAUCUGCUGGUUCCUGCCCCAGUGCUCCCGGGGCUGGCACCGGCAGGAGGCCGGAGCCAGAGCCCGGGCCGGAAUCAGAGCCGGACUCCACACCGAGGACCUGACCCGGGGCUGCUCCGGGGCCGCCUCUUCAUCGGACCCUGGCCCGUCAAUGGCGCGCCCAGGGACGCAGGGUGGAGGUGGCCCGGGCUGUCACCCAGGCCCAGGGUGGCCGGGGCGGACGCUCAGAGGCCGCCUGCCGCGUGUCCGCGCUCUGCCUGAGGUCCGGGCGUCCUGUGGAGCUGCAGCCGCUCCGAACACUCCGGGGCCCACGGGGGCGUCUUCCUGUCAGGACUGGCCUUUUACUAACGACCAAUAAAUACUCUAU
Molecule: messenger RNA, 4751 nt
Organism: Lepus europaeus (European hare)
Lineage: Eukaryota; Metazoa; Chordata; Mammalia; Lagomorpha; Leporidae
Gene: ATP6V0A2
Product: ATPase H+ transporting V0 subunit a2
Exons: 20
Coding region: 45-2612 (855 amino acids)
Biological process (GO): proton transmembrane transport; vacuolar acidification
Cellular component (GO): plasma membrane; vacuolar proton-transporting V-type ATPase complex; vacuolar proton-transporting V-type ATPase, V0 domain
Molecular function (GO): proton-transporting ATPase activity, rotational mechanism; ATPase binding
Source: RefSeq, a predicted model, not a curated record